AUGAGAAUAAGAAGAUAUGGAAGAGAGAAGAAAAGGCUAAGGAAGAUCGAUGGAAUAAAAAGAUAUGGAAGAGAGAAGGAAAAGCUUAGGAAGAUCGAUAGAAUAAGAAGUUUAUGGAAGAGAGAAGUAAAAGCUAAGGAAGAUCGAUGGAAUAAGAAGUUAUGGAAGAAAAAGGGGAAAAGAAGACCAGAUACUCCGAUACCAAACACCAGAUACUCCGGUACCAAACACCAGAUACUCCGAUACCAAUUACACCAGAUACUCCAAUACCAAACACCAGAUACUCCGGUACCAACAACAGAUACUCCUAUACCAAACACCAGAUACUCCGAUACCAAACACAAGAUAUUCUUAUACCAAACACCAGAUACUCCGAUACCAAACGCCAGAUACUCAGAUACCAAACGCCAAUCAAUCCGAUAUCAGAAACCAGACACUCCGAUAUCAAACACCAGAUAUCCUAUGCCAAACACCAGAUAUCCUAUACCAAACACCAGAUAUCCAAUACCAAACGCCAGAUACUCCGUUUGCAAACACCAGGUACUCCGAUACCAAACACCAGAUACUCCGAUACCAAACAACAAUCAAUCCCAUAUCAGAAACCAGACACUCCGAUAUCAAACAUCAGAUACUCCGAUACAAAACACCAGAUAUCCAAUACCAAACGCCAGAUACUCCGAUUGCAAACACCAGAUACUCCGAUCCCAAACACCAGAUACUCCGAUCCCAAACACCAGAUACUCCGGUACCAAACACCAGAUACUCCGAUCCCAAACACCAGAUACUCCGAUCCCAAACACCAGAUACUCCGAUCCCAAACACCAGAUACUCCGAUCCCAAACACCAGAUAAUCCUAUCCCAAACACCAGAUACUCCGAUACCAAACACCAGAUACUCCGAUACCAAACACCAGAUACUCCGAUACCAAACACUAGAUACUCCGAUACCAAACACCAAUCAAUCCAAUAUUAG
Eurytemora carolleeae is the source of this 972-nucleotide messenger RNA. Its product is annotated as mediator of DNA damage checkpoint protein 1-like. The record is from RefSeq and is a predicted model, not a curated record. NCBI's taxonomy places the organism in Eukaryota, Metazoa, Arthropoda, Copepoda, Calanoida, Temoridae. The transcript has 2 exons. The coding region runs from base 1 to 972 and encodes 323 amino acids.